Molecule: messenger RNA, 516 nt
Organism: Guillardia theta CCMP2712
Lineage: Eukaryota; Cryptophyceae; Pyrenomonadales; Geminigeraceae
Exons: 1
Biological process (GO): proteolysis
Molecular function (GO): metalloendopeptidase activity; ATP-dependent peptidase activity; ATP binding
Source: RefSeq, a predicted model, not a curated record
CUGCCUUUUGCGUUCCUUGGGAUGGGACUGUCUGUUCCCGGGCUGCUGCAGCUCGUUCUUAUCCAGAUCAGGAGGGCGGCCAGCCAAGAGUACAGGGAGAGGCUGCUGUGGCAUGAAGCCGGACACUUCCUGGUCGGGUAUUGCCUUGGGCUCCCGAUAGCAGCGUACUCAGCCGAUGACCCGAUCCUGAAUGCUGUGCAGUUCUUCGAUUCAGAGGAGGACAGCAUCUCGCACGAGUUUCUUGACGUCCUGUGCGCGGUGUCGACUGCUGGGGUUGUCGCAGAAGCCAUUCGAUUCGGCGAUGCGAUAGGGGGAUACGCUGAUUUUUCGCAGCUCCAAUCUUUCCUCUACAGAUCGCGCCCAAGGCUGAAUGACAGGGAGCAGCAGGAAAGAGUACGGUGGGGGUGUGUAGCAGCUUUCACCAUCUUGAAGAACAGGGAGGAGUCGCUCAAGGCACUGAUCGAGGCCAUGUCCCGCAAGUCCUCAAUAUCACAAUGUAUUCUAGCAAUCGAGUCU